AUGGGCCCGCCGCUGUGCGCCAUGAAGGCCAACUUGCUCACCUACUGGCGGCAGCACUUCGUGCUUGAAGAGAGUAUGUGCGAGGUGGACACGACGUGCCUGACGCCGGAGGAGGUCUUCAAGGCGUCUGGCCACGUGGUGCGCUUCAAUGACGUGAUGGUGCGCGAUACGGUGACCGGCGAGUGCAUCCGCGCCGACAAGUUCCUCGAGGAGUACAGCGAGGCGCAGCUCAAGGACCCCGCGCUGCCGCCGGGGCGGGCGCAGGAGAUGCACACGCUGCACACCCACGCGGCCGGCAUGACGCCGGCGGAGAUCCAGGAGGUGCUGCAGCGCUACAGCAUCACGUCGCCCCGCGGCAACCCCCUCAGCGAGCCGUUCCCAUUCAACCUCAUGUUCUCCACGAGCAUCGGCCCGGAGGGCGACCGCGUCGGCUACAUGCGCCCAGAGCUCGCGCAGGGCAUCAUUCUCAACUUCAAGCGCCUCAUGGACUCCGGCAACGCGCAGCGCAUGCCAUUCGCCGGCGCCUGCAUCGGCACCGCGUUCCGCAACGAAAUCGCGCCGCGCGCGAACCUUAUCCGUGUGCGGGAGUUCACGCUGGCGGAGAUCGAGCACUUCGUUAACCCCAACGACAAGAAGCAUGAGAAGUUCGAGAACGUCAAGGACGUGGAGGUCUGGGCUUGGCAGCGAGAGCUGCAGGAGGCGAAUGCCGAUCCCAUUCGCCUCACCAUUGGCGAGGCCCUUGCAAAGAAGAUCAUUGACAACGAGACGCUCGGAUACUUCAUCGCCCGCACGGCGCUCUUUCUUGAGGCGGUCGGCAUUCGCCACAUCCGCUUCCGUCAGCACCAACGCGACGAGAUGGCACACUACGCACAGGACUGCUGGGACGCUGAGCUGCUCACGUCGUACGGCUGGGUCGAGUGUGUCGGCAUCGCCGACCGCAGCGCGUACGACCUCACGCAGCACAGCAGCGCCAGCAAGAGGGACUUGUGCGCCCGUGAGGAGUUUACGGAGCCCCGCACCGAGCGCCAGCUGCAGCGCAAACUGCAGAAGGGCGUCAUUGGCAAGGCGUUCGGCAAGAAUGCCGGCGAGGUGAUGGAGUACCUAAACACCGCCCCCGAGGCGGCCUGCGUGGAGCUCAGUGAGCGUCUGGCUAGCGGCAGCGCAGAGAUCACGACGACUGGUGGCUUCACCGCGACGAUCACGCCGGCAAUGGUGCAGUUUGACUACAAAGACGUGAAGGUGACGGGGCGCAGCUACAUCCCAAGCGUGAUUGAGCCAUCCUUUGGCGUCGGCCGCAUUCUCUACGCGCUGCUCGAGCAGAGCUACUGGGUGCGCCGCGACGAGAGCGCCAAGAAUGAGAAGCGCGCCGUAUUUAGCCUGCCGCCGGUGCUCGCACCGCAGAAGGUGGCGGUAUUCCCGCUGCUCAUGAAGCCAGAACUGCAGAAGACAGUUGAGGCGAUCCGUGGCGACAUGGUACUGCACGGCAUCUCCACCCGCACCGACGACAGCGGAGCGUCGAUUGGGAAGAAGUACGCCCGCGUCGACGAGCUCGGCAUCCCGUUUUGCGUCACGUGCGACUUCGAGAACGACGGCUGCGUCACGCUGCGCGAGCGCGACUCCGCGCGGCAGGUGCGCAUCCACAAGGAGAAGGUCGUGCAGGUCGUGCUGGAGUUGUGCCAUCCCACGCGGCCGCGCGAGUGGGGCAGCGUCGAGGCGGAGUUCCCCGCGCAGGCAGCAGCAGCGGCGGCGGCGGCGUGA
Molecule: messenger RNA, 1758 nt
Organism: Trypanosoma grayi
Lineage: Eukaryota; Euglenozoa; Kinetoplastea; Trypanosomatida; Trypanosomatidae
Product: glycyl-tRNA synthetase
Exons: 1
Coding region: 1-1758 (585 amino acids)
Biological process (GO): mitochondrial glycyl-tRNA aminoacylation
Cellular component (GO): mitochondrion; cytoplasm
Molecular function (GO): glycine-tRNA ligase activity; ATP binding
Source: RefSeq, a predicted model, not a curated record